CGGCCCAGGCGGGGUGCGAGUGGCGCAGUCGGAGCCCGCUGCGGCCCCUGAGGAAGCGAGGAGGCGGCGGUGUCGGCUGAGUCGGGCGGACCGGCGAGGCAGGGCCGCUGCUCCAGGCCCCGAAGGACUCAGGAGCUCGAUCUGCGGCAGCACCUCUCCCCCUCGGAGGCGGCGGGCGGAGGCGGCGGCGGGAGCGGUGGUGCCCCCCCGGGCACGGGGCCAUGUACAACGGGAUCGGGCUGCCGACGCCCCGGGGCAGCGGCACCAACGGCUACGUCCAGCGCAACCUGUCCCUGGUGCGGGGCCGCCGGGGUGAGCGGCCUGACUACAAGGGAGAGGAGGAACUGCGGCGCCUGGAGGCUGCCCUGGUGAAGCGGCCUAAUCCUGACAUCCUGGACCACGAGCGCAAGCGGCGCGUGGAGCUGCGAUGCCUCGAGCUGGAGGAGAUGAUGGAGGAGCAGGGGUACGAGGAACAGCAAAUUCAGGAAAAAGUGGCGACCUUUCGACUCAUGUUGCUGGAGAAGGAUGUGAACCCUGGGGGGAAGGAGGAGAACCCAGGGCAGAGGCCAGCGGUAACUGAGACUCACCAGUUGGCAGAAUUGAAUGAGAAGAAGAAUGAGCGACUCCGAGCUGCCUUUGGCAUCAGUGAUUCCUAUGUGGAUGGCAGCUCUUUUGAUCCCCAGCGUCGUGCUCGGGAAGCUAAACAACCAGCUCCUGAGCCUCCCAAACCUUACAGCCUUGUCCGGGAGUCUAGCAGUUCUCGUUCACCAACACCAAAGCAAAAGAAGAAGAAAAAGAAGAAAGAUAGAGGACGCAGGUCAGAGAGCAGCUCUCCUCGACGAGAGAGGAAGAAGAGUUCUAAGAAGAAGAAGCACAGGUCAGAAUCUGAAUCCAAGAAAAGGAAGCAUAGGUCUCCUACUCCGAAGAGCAAACGUAAAUCUAAGGACAAGAAGCGGAAGCGAUCUCGAAGUACAACUCCAGCCCCCAAGAGCCGACGGGCCCACCGUUCAACUUCUGCUGAUUCUGCUUCUUCUUCAGAUACUUCCCGCAGUCGGUCUCGAAGUGCUGCAGCUAAAACCCAUACAACUGCCUUGACUGGACGAAGUCCUUCACCUGCUUUGGGGCAUCGAGGGGAGGGAGAUGUACCUCCCAGGGAACCAGGUACUACCAGCAUAGGGCAGCCUAGUCCGGAGCCUUCUACAAAGCAGCCUAGCAGUCCCAGUGAAGACAAAGACAAGAAGGAGAAAUCUGCAGUUCGACCUAGUCCCUCUCCGGAAAGGAGCAACACAGGGCCAGAACCACCGGCUACCACUCUGCUCCUUGCUGAGCAACAUGGCGGCUCCCCACAACCCCUUGCAACAACCCCCUUAAGUCAGGAGCCAGUGAACCCCCCUUCUGAGGCUUCUCCAGCCCAGGGUCAUUCACCACCUAAAUCUCCUGAGAAACCUCCCCAAUCUUCUUCAGAGAGCUGCCCACCAUCCCCUCAACCUACCAAAGUUUCUCGGCAUGCCAGCUCUUCCCCUGAAAGCCCUAAACCAGCACCAGCUCCUGGGUCCCGCCGAGAGAGUUCUUCUCCUGCAUCCAAGAGUCGCUCUCAUGGCCGAGCAAAACGGGCUAAGUCACAUUCUCAUACUCCUUCCCGUAGGGUGGGGAGGUCCCGUAGUCCUACCACCAAUAAGAGGGGGCGGUCUCGGUCUCGAACCCCUACCAAGAGAGGUCAUUCUCGGUCCCGGUCACCUCAGUGGCGUAGGUCACGUUCUGCACAGAGGUGGGGACGAUCUAGAAGCCCCCAGCGACGUGGCCGCUCUAGGUCUCCUCAGCGACCAGGCUGGUCCAGGAGCAGAAAUACACAGAGAAGAGGCAGGUCUAGAUCAGCAAGACGAGGCAGGUCACACUCUAGAUCCCCUGCAACUCGGGGUAGAUCUCGUUCUAGAACACCUGCCCGGAGAGGCAGGUCUCGGUCUAGAACACCCGCCAGGCGGAGGUCACGCUCUAGGACACCUGCCAGGCGGAGGUCACGAUCAAGAACUCCCGCCCGGAGAGGCAGGUCUAGGUCUAGAACACCUGCAAGGCGCAGAUCUAGGACCCGAUCACCUGUACGACGGAGGUCUCGUAGUAGAUCACCAGCCAGGAGAAGUGGCAGGUCACGUUCCAGAACCCCAGCCAGGCGUGGGCGCUCACGCUCUAGAACACCAGCAAGACGAAGUGGGCGGUCACGCUCUAGAACACCAACUAGACGAAGUGGCCGGUCACGCUCUAGAACCCCAAACAGGAGAGGGAGAUCUCAGUCUAGGACACCAGCAAGACGGGGAAGAUCCCGUAGUAGAAGCCUAGUUAGACGGGGAAGAUCUCACUCUAGAACGCCACAAAGAAGGGGCAGGUCUGGCUCAUCAUCAGAGCGGAAGAACAAAUCCCGCACAUCACAGAGAAGGAGCAGGUCCAACUCAAGUCCAGAAAUGAAGAAAUCGCGGCUUUCUUCUAGGCGGAGCAGGUCUGUCUCUUCACCAAGGUCCAAAGCAAAAUCCCGUUUGUCUGUGAGGCGAAGCCUUUCAGAGUCCUCUCCGUGCCCAAAACAAAAGUCUCAGACACCACCAAGGCGCAGUCGUUCUGGAUCAUCCCAACACAAAGCUAAAUCUAGAACACCACUGAGACGAAGUCGCUCUGGUUCUUCUCCACCUGGUAAUCAGAAGUCUAAAACACCAUCAAGGCAAAGUCAUUCCAGUUCAUCUCCCCAACCUAAAGCGAAGUCUGGAACACCACCAAGGCAAGGGUCCGUAACAAGUCCCCAGGUAAAUGAAGAGUCUGCAACGCCACAGAGACGGAGCCGUUCUGAAUCAUCACCUGACCCUGAGGUGAAGUCUAGGACCCCUUCAAGACAUAGCUGCUCUGGGUCUUCUCCUUGUAGGGUGAAAUCUGGCACACCUCCAAGACGGAGCCGAUCUGGGUCGUCAUCUCCACAACCCAAAGUGAAGGCAAUAACAUCACCAGUCCAAAGCCAUUCUGGCUUCUCUUCUCCAAGUCCUAGUAGGAUGACAUCUAAAACACCUCCAAGGCAAAGCAGAUCAGUGUCUCCAUGCUCUAAGACAGAAUCUAGAUUGUUGCAAAGACACAGUCGUUCUAGAUCUUCCUCUCCAGAUACCAAAGUGAAACCUGGGACACCACCAAGACAGAGUCACUCAGGGUCUACUUCGCCGUGCCCCAAAGCAAAGCCCCAGACUCCACCAGGGCAUAAUCUUGGAUCAAAGUCCCCAUGUUCCCAAGAGAAGUCUAAAGAUUCACUAGCACAAAGUUGCUCUGAAUCCUUCUCCCUCUGUCCAGGAGGCAAGUCUAGCACGCCACCCUCAUUUCUGCAACAGAAAGGACAAUCUCCAACUUCACCAGACUCCAGAUCUGGUACUUCAAGCCCGGAAAUGAGACCAAGUCAUUCUGAAUCUCCCUAUCUGCAGAGCAAAUCUCAAACACCUCCUAAGGGCAGCUGCUCUAGGCCCUCAUCUCCAGUCGCUGAGCUGGCACCCAGAUCUCCAACAAGAGGUGAAUUGUCAGCAAGUCCUAGGCUGAAGUCUGAAAUAUCUCCAGAACAGAGCAAGUCCCAGUCCGACUCUUUCUCAUAUCCUGCCAUAGACUCUAAAUCUCUUCGGGGACAGAGCAGAUUAGAGCCUUCUGAAUCAAAAGAAAAAACUGGCUUAUUCCUGCAAGAGGAUGUUAGUGCAUCACCUCCAAGACCAAGAGACAAAUUGAGUCCUCCUCCAGUGCAGAAUAGGCCUGAGUCCUCACCAGUACUCAGAGAUACCCCUAGAACUCCAUCAAGGGAAAAAGGUGGUGUUAGGUCAUCUCCAGAUAUAAAAGACCAAAGUUCUGCAUUAGUUAAGCCAAGCCAAGAUGAAGAAUUAAUGGAGGUAGUAGAGAAAGCUGAAGAAUCAUCAAACCAAGUCCUGCCGCAUUUGUCUCCAGAACUUAAAGAAGCUGCUGGAAGUAAUGUUGAAUCAUCUCCAGAAACAGAAAGGCCUGCUGUACCUUUGACUCUUGACCAAAGCCAGUUGCAGGGUUCUUCGGAAGAAGUCCCUGCAAUGGCCUCAGCUUGGAGCGGGCCACACUUUUCUCCAGAACAUAAAGAACUGUCAAACUCUCCCCCCAGGGAGAAUAGCUUUGGAUCACCUUUAGAAUUUAGAAACUCAGGAGGCCCUGUUGCAGAAAUGAAUACUGGAUUUUCUCCUGAGGGUAAAGAUUUGAAUGGACCUUUUCCUAAUCAGCUAGAGACAGAUCCAUCUCUAGAUGUGAAAGAACAAUCAACAAGGUCCUCCAGACACAGCAGCUCUGAGUUAUCCCCAGAUGUGGUGGAAAAAGCAGGAAUGUCUUCAAACCAGAGUGUGUCUUCACCAGUACUUGAUGCUAUACCCAGAACACCUUCAAGGGAAAGAAGUAGUUCUGCGUCUUCUCCUGAACUGAAAGAUGGCUUACCCAGAACUCCCUCAAGGAGAAGCAGGUCUGGGUCUUCCCCAGGACUUAGAGAUGGAUCUGGGACUCCCUCCAGGCACAGCCUAUCUGGGUCAUCUCCCGGAAUGAAAGAUAUACCUAGAACACCAUCCAGGGGGAGAAGUGAAUGUGAUUCCUCUCCAGAACCAAAAGCUUUGCCUCAGACCCCUAGGCCAAGGAGUCGUUCUCCAUCUUCCCCGGAGCUCAACAAUAAGUGUCUUACCCCCCAGAGAGAGAGAAGUGGGUCAGAGUCAUCAGUUGAACAGAAGACUGUGGCUAGGACACCUCUUGGGCAGAGACGUCGGUCUGGAUCUUCUCAGGAACUCGAUGGGAAACCCAGUGCAUCCCCUCAGGAGAGAAGUGAGUCAGACUCUUCUCCAGAUUCUAAAGCUAAUACACGAAUGCCACUCAGGCAGAGGAGUCACUCUGGAUCUUCUCCGGAGGUGGACAGCAAAUCCCGGCCUUCUCGGCGUAGUAGGUCUGGCUCAUCCCCUGAGGUUAAAGAGAAGCCAAGAGCAGCACCCAGGGCACAGAGUGGUUCUGAUUCCUCUCCUGAACCCAAGGCUCCUGCCCCUCGAGUCCUUCCAAGACGAAGCAGAUCAGGUUCAUCAAGCAAAGGCAGAGGCCCUUCUCCUGAAGGAAGCAGCAGUUCCGAGUCCUCUCCAGAACACCCUCCCAAAUCCAGAACUGCUAGAAGAAGCUCUCGGUCAUCACCAGAGCCCAAGACUAAGUCUCAUACUCCGCCGCGCCGUCGCAGCUCCCGGUCAUCUCCUGAGCUGACUAGGAAGGCCCGGCUCUCCCGUAGGAGCCGUUCUGCGUCAUCUUCACCAGAGACCCGCUCUAGAACUCCCCCAAGACGCCGAAGAAGUCCCUCAGUAUCUUCCCCAGAGCCGGCUGAAAAGUCGAGAUCCUCACGCCGGCGGCGUUCAGCAUCUUCUCCACGCACUAAGACAACUUCAAGGAGAGGCCGUUCUCCUUCACCAAAGCCUCGUGGGCUCCAGAGGUCCCGUUCCCGCUCGAGGAGGGAGAAAACCAGGGCCACCCGACGUCGGGAUAGGUCUGGAUCAUCUCAGUCAACCUCUCGGAGAAGACAGCGGAGCCGGUCGAGGUCUCGGGUUACUCGCCGUCGGAGGGGAGGCUCUGGUUACCAUUCAAGAUCUCCUGCUCGGCAGGAGAGUUCCAGAACCUCCUCUCGACGUCGCAGAGGUCGCUCUCGGACGCCCCCAACCAGUCGGAAGCGUUCCCGCUCACGCACAUCACCAGCACCGUGGAAACGCUCCAGGUCUCGGGCUUCUCCAGCUACCCACCGGCGAUCCAGGUCCAGAACACCCCUGGUUAGCCGACGGAGGUCCAGGUCUCGAACCUCACCAGUCAGUCGGAGACGAUCCAGGUCUCGGACAUCAGUGACUAGACGAAGAUCCCGAUCAAGAGCUUCGCCUGUGAGUCGAAGGCGAUCUAGGUCCAGAACACCACCAGUAACCCGCCGACGUUCAAGGUCCAGGACACCGACCCGCCGGCGUUCUCGUUCUAGAACGCCACCAGUGACUCGAAGAAGGUCCAGAUCUAGGACUCCACCAGUAACCAGAAGGCGAUCUCGAAGCCGAACCUCCCCUAUCCCUCGCAGAAGAUCGAGAUCCAGAACAUCCCCAGUCACCCGAAGGAGAUCACGAUCUCGCACUUCUCCAGUAACUCGAAGGAGGUCUCGCUCUCGAACCUCUCCAGUGACACGCCGCCGAUCUAGGUCCCGAACUCCUCCAGCUAUUCGGCGCCGCUCCAGGUCUCGAACCCCAUUGCUGCCACGCAAGCGCUCUCGAAGUCGCUCGCCACUUGCUAUUCGCCGCCGUUCCCGAUCCCGUACUCCGCGAACAACUCGGGGCAAACGGUCCUUAACAAGAUCUCCUCCGGCCAUCCGCAGACGUUCUGCCUCUGGAAGCAGUUCCGAUCGAUCACGUUCUGCUACUCCUCCAGCAACAAGAAACCAUUCUGGUUCUCGGACACCUCCUGUAGCUCUCAAUAGCUCCAGAAUGGGCUGCUUCAGCCGUCCUAGCAUGUCACCAACUCCUCUUGACCGCUGUAGGUCACCUGGAGUACUUGAGCCCCUCGGCAGCUCCAGAACACCCAUGUCUGUCCUGCAGCAAGCUGGCGGUUCCAUGAUGGAUGGUCCAGGUCCCCGAAUUCCUGAUCACCCAAGAGCAUCUGUACCUGAAAACCAUGCUCAGUCAAGAAUUGCACUUGCUCUGACGGCCAUCAGCCUUGGCACCGCUCGGCCUCCUCCGUCCAUGUCUGCAGCUGGCCUUGCUGCGAGAAUGUCCCAGGUUCCAGCUCCAGUGCCUCUCAUGAGUCUCCGAACGGCCCCUGCGGCCAGUCUUGCCAGCAGAAUCCCUGCAGCCUCUGCAGCAGCCAUGAACCUGGCCAGCGCCAGGACACCUGCCCUCCCCUCAGCAGUCAACCUGGCUGACUCCAGAACACCAGCUGCUGCAGCAGCCAUGAACUUGGCCAGCCCCAGAACAGCGGUGGCACCUUCGGCUGUGAACCUCGCUGACCCUCGUACUCCCACAGCCCCAGCUGUGAACCUAGCAGGAGCCAGAACCCCCGCUGCUUUGGCAGCUCUGAGUCUCACGGGUUCUGGCACAGCUCCGACUGCUGCAAACUAUCCGUCCAGUUCCAGAGCACCCCAGGCUCCAGCCCCUGCAAACCUGGUGGGUCCUAGGUCUGCACAUGCCACAGCACCUGUGAAUAUCGCCAGCUCAAGAACCCCUCCAGCCUUGGCCCCUGCAAACCUCACUAGUGCUAGAAUGACUCCAGCCUUGUCUGGUGCAAACCUCACCAGCCCCAGGGUGCCCCUCUCUGCUUAUGAGCGUGUUAGUGGGAGAACCUCACCACCACUCCUUGACCGAGCCAGGUCCAGAACCCCACCAGGGGGCCCAGGCUCCAGAACCCCGCCAUCUGCCCCAAGCCAAUCUAGAGUGACCUCUGAGCGGGCUCCCUCUCCUGCUUCUAGAAUGGUCCAGGCUCCUUCACAGUCUGCUCUUCCUCCAGCUCAGGAUCGGCCUAGGUCCCCUGGGCCAUCUGCUUUUUCUGACCAAUCUCGAUCUUUGCUUGCCCAGACCGCCCCUGUAGCAGGGUCUCAGUCCCUUUCCUCCGGGACGGUGGCAAAGACCACGUCCUCUGCUUGUGACCACAAUGGCAUGCUCUCUGGCCCUGUCCCCGGGGUGUCCCACUCAGAGGGCGGGGAACCACCCGCCUGUGCGGGGGCCCAGCAGCCUUCCACACUGGCUGCCCUGCAGCCAGCCAAGGAGCGGCGGAGUUCCUCAUCCUCCUCGUCCUCCAGCUCCUCGUCCUCCUCGUCGUCGUCCUCAUCCUCGUCCUCCUCCUCCUCUGGCUCCAGCUCUAGUGACUCGGAGGGCUCUAGCCUUCCUGCGCAACCUGAGGUAGCACUGAAGAGAGGACAGAACUAGAGGAAAUGGACUUAAUUUUACAGCAGGAGGGAUGGCAGUUAGACCUCAAGAGGAACUCCCUGGGCUGGAAGGAUCUUCAGAGGGUCCCCAGCCCUGCCCCAGCCCCCAAGGAGGCUGUUCGAGAGGGCCGUCCUCAGGAGCCAGCCCCAGCCAAGCGGAAGAGGCGUUCUAGCAGCUCCAGUUCCAGCUCCUCCUCCUCCUCUUCCUCCUCCUCCUCCUCCU
Molecule: messenger RNA, 8153 nt
Organism: Budorcas taxicolor (takin)
Lineage: Eukaryota; Metazoa; Chordata; Mammalia; Artiodactyla; Bovidae
Gene: SRRM2
Product: serine/arginine repetitive matrix 2
Exons: 13
Coding region: 222-7931 (2569 amino acids)
Molecular function (GO): protein binding; mRNA binding
Source: RefSeq, a predicted model, not a curated record